GCUCUUUUUGUUUUUUCGAAAGUCGUCCUUUUAAACAAAUUCACUCCCCGUAUUAAUUGAUAAAUCGUUUGCUUUUUAACAGUAAUGGAUUUGAAAAUGAGAAGAACUUGUAAGAAAUUGGAUGAUUCCAUAAUGGCAUCUGGAUUCCUGGAUUCUUUUGAUUAUGUUUUGUGUGAUUGCGAUGGUGUUUUAUGGCAUGGUCCUAACCCUAUACCUGGCUCAAUUGAAACUGUUCAAGCUUUACACAAAAUGGGAAAACAUAUAAUCUACAUAACUAAUAACAGCACAAAAGCUAGAGAAGAAUAUUUAGAAAAGUGUGCUAAGUUUGGUCUUCCUGGAAAAGUUGAGGACAUUAUGUCUACAUCCUACUGUGUUGCUGCUUAUUUAAAAUCCAAGCAUUUCCAACGCAAAGUAUAUGUUUUAGGAAGCACUGGAAUUACUUUUGAAUUGCAGAAAGCCGGUAUAGAUCAUUUACCUGUAGGACCUGAUCCUGUUCCUGAAGAUUGGGUAAAAUGGAUCCCAGAGCUUAAGUUGGAUCCUGAAGUUGGAGCAGUAGUUGUUGGAUUUGAUCAUUAUAUAAGCUACCCAAAGCUAACAAAAGCUGCCAGUUAUUUGAGAGAUCCUGAAACAUUAUUUAUUGCGACUAAUAGAGAUGAACAGUUUCCUACUGAAAGAAAUCUAACAAUACCUGGUGCUGGGACAUUUGUUGCUGCAGUAGAAACUGUUAGUGGAAGAACUGCAGUUUCAUUGGGAAAACCUCACAAAUAUAUGUUUGAUUGCAUCAAAGAAAUGCAUCCUGACAUUGAUGUCAAUAAAUGUGUAAUGAUUGGUGACAGGUUGAAUACAGACAUAAUGUUUGGAACUAAACAUGGUAUUAAGACUUUGCUGGUCUUGACUGGAAUCAACAGUUUAGAAGAUGUACAUGAAUAUGAAAAAGGUAGUCAAGAGACAGAUCAAUUGCUUAUUCCAGAUUACUACCUAACAUGUCUGGGUGAUUUGCAGCAGUUUAUAAAAGUUUAGUAAAGUUUAAUUUUAAAAAAAAGAAAAGGAAUUAGAUUUGUGAUAAAAUGUAUUUAUUUACAGUAUUAUAUAGAAUAUUUUAAAAUUAUUUCAUUACAGUAACGAAUAGUUUAACUGAUUGCCUGUAAUAUGUUUGUUUUUAAAUAAAUAUACAAAAAUGUGAGUUAAUAAACA
This is a messenger RNA of Uloborus diversus, 1194 nucleotides long. RefSeq names its product glycerol-3-phosphate phosphatase-like. The coding region runs from base 85 to 1020 and encodes 311 amino acids. Gene Ontology annotation, cellular component: cytoplasm. The record is from RefSeq and is a predicted model, not a curated record. NCBI's taxonomy places the organism in Eukaryota, Metazoa, Arthropoda, Arachnida, Araneae, Uloboridae. The transcript is spliced from 8 exons. Gene Ontology annotation, molecular function: phosphatase activity.